UUUAAAAAAAAGAAGAAGAAACAGAAAAAGGCUAAAAAGGAUGUGACUCAUGUGGAAAUAAUUUCACCAAAGAAAUCGAAAAAAAGGAAACAGGCGACUGGUAAUGAAUGUUCAGAAAACUAUACUUCUCAAUCAGUGAACGAAAAUAAGGAGAUAUACGAUAGUAAAGGCCACAUUCGUGAAGAUAGUAAAAAGAAUUUUGAAUUUUUCUAUGCACGGGACGAUGUAUCGAAAUGUACCAUAGACGACACGAGUUUGUAUUUUGGUCAAUUUUGUCAUAAAGAAUUUAACAACUCCAAUAAUUUAUUCAAAUACGAAAAUGUGCACACUGGAAAACCACCUUACGAGUGUGACGUCUGUUUUAAAACGUUUAUGACAAAGUAUAAAUUGUGUAGGCAUACAAUUACUCAUACUGGAGAAAAACCAUACUCGUGCGACGUUUGUGGCCGAUCAUUUNUAUUUAUAGUUUUAUGUGUUAUCCAUAAUUCUCUGUUUUUUAAUUAUAGAAGUAUGGCAGCUAAAGAUCGUGGGUUGUCAAAAGUAACAGCUGAAUACAAACAUAAAAAUACUAAAAAAAUAGAGUUCUUAAAAAACAAUAUAACUGAAGAUUAUUCAAAAGAGAUGUACAAUGAUACUGCCAUGACUGACACUCCUAAUAAUUCAAGAAGUUCAAAAGUUGUUGAGGAAUAUCCAUUAUUAUUUCAUAAACGGUUUAAAAAAAAGAAGAAGAAACAGAGAAAGGCUAAAAAGGAUGUGACUCAUGUGGAAAUAAUUUCACCAAAGAAAUCGAAAAAAAGGAAACAGGUGACUAAUAAUGAAUGUUCAGAAAACUAUACUUCUCAAUCAGUGAACGAAAAAAAGGAGAUAUACGAUGGUAAAGGCCACAUUCACAAAGAUAGUAAAAAGAAUUUUGAAUUUUUCUAUGCACGGGACGAUGUAUCGAAAUGUACCACAGACGACACGAGUCUGUAUUUUGGUCAAUUUUGUCAUAAAGAAUUUAACAACUCCAAUAAUUUAUUCAAAAACGAAAAUGUGCACACUGGAAAACCACCUUACGAGUGUGACGUCUGUUUUAAAACGUUUAUGACAAAGUAUAAAUUGUGUAGGCAUAAAUUUACUCAUACUGGAGAAAAACCAUACCCGUGCGACGUUUGUGGCCGUUCAUUUACGCAAAAACGUUCUUUGGUUGUACAUUAUAGAACGCAUACUGGAGAAAAACCAUACUCGUGCGACGCUUGUGGCCAAUCAUUUACGGAAAAAGGUACUUUGGUUUCACAUUAUAGAACGCAUACUGGAGAAAAACCAUACUCGUGCGACGUUUGUGGUCGAUCAUUUACGAUAAAAUGUACUUUGGUUGCACAUUAUAGAACGCACACUGGAGAAAGACCAUAUGCUUGUAAAGUUUGUGGUAAAACAUUUGCACAGAAAUCUGCCCUUAUAAGUCAUCAUAGAUUGCACACAGGUGAAAGACCAUAUGAGUGCGGGCUGUGUGAAAAAAAGUUUAUAACAAGCAGUAGACGUUUAAAACAUACACGGAAUAUACAUGACAAAUUCAAUAAUAUAAUAAAUNUGGAUAAACAUUAUAGAACGCACACUGGAGAAAGACCAUAUGCUUGUAAAGUUUGUGGUAAAACAUUUGCACAGCGAUUUGCCCUUACUAGUCAUCAUAGACUGCACACAGGUGAAAGACCAUAUGAGUGCGGGCUGUGUGAAAAAAAGUUUGUAACAAGCGGUAAACGUUUAAGACAUACACGGAGUAUACAUGACAAAUGUUUUUAAAUUUGUUUCUAUUAUUAACGAUAUUUUAACCUAUGGUAGUCUGCUUGUUCCAGUAAAGAACCUAUUACGAUUUGCAGCUGUACAAUAUAAAAUUAAGGAUUUUCUUCUCCGUACGGAUAAUUUAUCGAUGUGACUGAAAUUUGAAAAUAAUAUAAGUAAUAAAUUUAAAUAAUUUUUAUUUCGCAUAGUAAUCGUGUUAAAAAAUUGUUAAAUUUAGUUUGUUAAAAAUUAUGUAUUUAAUAUAUUUCAUCACUAGCUUCAUUAAAAUUAGACGUUUUAUUUGUAUGUAUAAGCAAUUACAUUAUCAAUUCUGGAAGCA
Messenger RNA from Myzus persicae (green peach aphid), 2098 nucleotides. RefSeq names its product zinc finger protein 572-like. Gene Ontology annotation, molecular function: DNA-binding transcription activator activity, RNA polymerase II-specific; RNA polymerase II cis-regulatory region sequence-specific DNA binding. Gene Ontology annotation, biological process: regulation of transcription by RNA polymerase II. NCBI's taxonomy places the organism in Eukaryota, Metazoa, Arthropoda, Insecta, Hemiptera, Aphididae. Gene Ontology annotation, cellular component: nucleus. The transcript is spliced from 7 exons. The record is from RefSeq and is a predicted model, not a curated record. The annotation marks the transcript as partial.